Sturnus vulgaris (Common starling) is the source of this 3454-nucleotide messenger RNA. It is a transcript of the gene GGT5, whose product is annotated as gamma-glutamyltransferase 5. Gene Ontology annotation, cellular component: plasma membrane. NCBI's taxonomy places the organism in Eukaryota, Metazoa, Chordata, Aves, Passeriformes, Sturnidae. The record is from RefSeq and is a predicted model, not a curated record. Gene Ontology annotation, biological process: inflammatory response; glutathione catabolic process; leukotriene D4 biosynthetic process. Gene Ontology annotation, molecular function: glutathione gamma-glutamate hydrolase; leukotriene-C(4) hydrolase activity.
GCAGCCUUUAACUUUAGAAAGAAUGUAAUCGCUGGGGGCAGAGCCCACUGCAGCGGGACCUCCCCCACAAAACUGCCGGGAUAAAUCCACUUCCCCCAGCAAGGCAGGCAGUCCUCGAAAGGAGGGAGAGCCUUGCAGCUGCCCCGGAGCCGCAGGAACAGCCAUGUCCACGGGGAAGCUCUGCUGCCUGCUGCUGCUGACCCUGGGGGUGCUGGCAGUGGCAGUGACACUUGUGGUCAUCCUGACUCAGCCCAGGUGCGCUCCCCAGCAGUACCUGCACGGUGCCGUGGCUGCUGACACCGAGAGCUGCUCCCUGGUCGGCCGGAACAUCCUGAAAAGUGGAGGCUCAGCUGUGGAUGCUGCCAUUGCUGGCUUGAUCUGCACCUCAGUGAUGAACCCUCAGAGUUCAGGCCUGGGUGGUGGGGUCAUAUUUACCAUCUAUAAUGCCAGCACAGGAGCAGUCGAGGUGAUCAACGCCCGAGAGACAGUCCCACGAGUGUUUCCUCACAACUUACUGUCUGGCUGUGGUCCUCCUGGUUUUCCUGUUGGUCCCCAGUGGAUUGGUGUGCCUGGCGAGCUCCGUGGCUAUGAGGAAGCCCAUAAACGACACGGCCGCUUACCAUGGAAAGCCCUGUUUGAACCAACCAUCAAGCUUCUUUCAGAGCCACUUGUCAUUUCCCCAGUUCUGGACAAAAUUCUCCAUCACCCAGCCUUCUCUGCUCUGGGGAAAAGGCUAUGCCCACUGCUCUGUGAUGGUCAGAGGCUGCUGAAGCGUGGUGAGACCUUCCGGUGGCGAGCGCUGCUGCAAACACUGCAAAGUGUAGCAGAACACGGAGCUGCAGAGUUUUAUGAGGGAGACAUAGCAAGGGCCCUGGUGGCAGAUGCCAGCAAGGCUGGGUCCAGUCUCUCACUGAAGGACCUUGGGGCAUACAAAGCAGAGGUGUCCUCAGCUCUGAACAUCACCCUGAACAACCACACCAAGGUAUUUGCUCCAGGACCACCCAUGGGAGGUGCAGUGCUCAUGUUCAUCCUCAAGGUAUUGGAAGAGUAUCAAUUCCAUAAAGCAUCACUGGCAACACCUGAGAAGAAGGUAGAAACCUAUCACUACAUUGCAGAGGCCCUGAAGUUUGGCAACAUGCUAAGACCCCACAUGAGUGACCCAGCCUUCUCUGAAGCUCAGGUGCCUGUGGGGACCCUGUUGUCUGACCAGUUUGCUGAGUUUGUGAGGCAGAAGAUAGAUACUCGUGGUGACCACCCCCUGGGCCACUACAGCCUGCUGGAGCCCCUGCACAAUGACAAAUACAGGAGUACGGGCACAAGCCACAUCUCCGUGCUGGCUGCAGACGGCAGCGCCGUGUCUGCCACCAGCACCAUCAACUUCCCGUUUGGCUCCUUUGUGUAUUCUAACCAAACUGGGAUCUUUUUAAAUAAUGAACUUGCUGACUUCUGCAUAACAAACAGAAGCAUUAAACCAGGAGAGAAGCCUCCAUCAGCCAUGGUGCCUUCCAUCCUCAUCUCCAAGUCAGGAGACAUGCUGGUGAUUGGAGGAGCAGGUGGGGGCUGGAUUAUCAGUGCUACCACCAUGGGGAUUAUAAACAAGCUGUGGUUUGGCUACGACUUGGAACAGGCCAUUUCAGCUCCUGUCAUGCACACCCAGGGUGACAGAGUCCUGUUUGAGGAGUCUUUCAGCAAGGAGAUUAAGACUGGCCUGCUGGGAAGAGGACAUAAAGAAAAUAAAGAUAAAUUUGCAAUGAAUGUUGUACAGGGAAUUUCCAAGGAAGGAAAAUGCAUCUCUGCUUACUCUGAUAAAAGGAAGCUGGGGAAAUCAGCUGGAUAUUAGCAUGAAAUGCCACCACAAUUCACAAAGCCACAGGAGAUUCAGAACAUGCUUUACUUGGACGUGCCCAUAAUUUCCUGUUCCCAUCAAGAUGUCUCCUGGAGCAUGGGCACAGACUGUGGUUACAUCUAAUUCCAGUAGGCUGCAGGUCACCCUCAGGCAACACAAGGAGAGGUCAGCCAGCCUUGUGUAGAGCUACACCUUCCAUUACUUACGUGAUACACAGAGAACAUAUUGUGCACACCAGUUACUCAGAAUGAGAGAAUACAAAGUGUGAAAGGAAAUUUGGUCCAAACCCCACUGAGAACACUGUGAAAUGGCCCAGAUGUGUCCUCUGUUCCUGAUGGAGUCUCAGUUUCUUUCAGGCUGCUCCACAAUAAGCUUAUUGCUGGGGCUCAGCAAUGUGAAAUACAUAACUAUUUUAGCUAUGAACGAGAAGCGUCUGUAGGCUCAGGAUUUUAAAAUCUGAGGUAUUCAGGCUUAGAGCGUGGAUUUGGGAAGAGAAGAGAUCAAAAUUCCACGCUCUCCCUCUGUUUUCUCAUCCAAAGAAGCCCAGGUUUUCCCCAGGGUGGCAGAUGAACUCACACCCUGGCACAAGAGCUGCCCUGCCUGCUGCUCUCUGCCUCAGGGGUGCAAAGGACCCCACAGGCUCAGGGUAACUGCACCAACACUUCUUCCAGCCCUGCAUGAGUGACUCUGAGAAUAGCCUCCCAUGGGAACAAGUGAUUUCCCUGCUCCUGGGACGAACAGGCUUCAGAUCAGCUCCCUGGAGGUUCCUCUCCUCCCCCUGUGGUGAGAUGGGUCCCAGGCUGUGCCAGCUCUCCCUCCUCGACACCAGUACAUCAGUCUUUGGGAAGGCAGCUCAGGAAGGCAGCAGAAAUGUUGGUUUUGGAAACUUUUGAACUUUCUUCAAAUUGCAAAUUAUACGUGAUGAGGAGAUAUCAUUUGUAGCCCUGAGCUCAGCCUGGCCAGGCAAACACCAGGACUGCUGAGAAGUGAUGCAGCACUAUUAGGCAUUAGCAGAAUUCCCCCAUAUCCUACAUGCUCCAAAUCCCUGUUUACCACAGCCAGGCCCUAGUGUUCUCUUCAGACCACAAGCAGGGCAUUGUAGGACUCUAAGAACUAUCACAGAAAGGGAAAACUUUAGGAGAAGAGACCUGAACCCAAAAGUUCCUGGAUUUUGCACCUGGAUACAAAAGGUCUUUUGCAGUUAAUCCAUAACUUUGCCCUGCUCAAAAAAGCCUAGAAAUGAAACAUUUAAGAAAGUAAAACCUGAAACCCACAAAACCCCCAAAGCUCUUCAAAUAUGCAGGGUCAGAUUCCCAGAAUCCUCCAAAAUUCCAUUUUCCCGAAGCUCCUGAGCCUGAUUGCCCUAUGGGCACAGUGUUGCGUGUGUGUCUGAAAGAGAAAGAAACCAGAGCCAAGCACUAGCAGAGCCCUCCCCCUCACACACAGAGCCCACGGGACUCCUAGUUCUCCAACAAAUAGAAUUCCUCUGUAAACAUCAUAACAAGCACACACUGUUAAAAAAACACAAAUUAAAACAAGGCCAGCUAGAUUUGAAGCCAAUGUUUUUACUCACAACGCCUGUCCAAUAAAGUCAUCAAUUCACUGAAA